AUGGAAAAGGGUUCUCAGCCCUUAACUGAAAGCAAGAAGGAAGAUCUUGAAGCACUUCUGCACUCAGAGUCUGCUGCGUUUGAAUUCAAGCAUUGUCUGAGGGGUCUUCAGUUGGACUCCAACUUGAAGAUGCUUGAUCAACAGAUUGAUCUGAAGAUAUCAGAGAUGGAAAAACAUGAUACUGAGUCUCCAAGGCUGUUGCAGAGACAAAGGUAUAGAGUUUAA
Molecule: messenger RNA, 225 nt
Organism: Sphenostylis stenocarpa
Lineage: Eukaryota; Viridiplantae; Streptophyta; Magnoliopsida; Fabales; Fabaceae
Source: the annotation of a GenBank genome assembly